This is a messenger RNA of Gregarina niphandrodes, 2550 nucleotides long. Its product is annotated as chromo domain protein. NCBI's taxonomy places the organism in Eukaryota, Apicomplexa, Conoidasida, Eugregarinorida, Gregarinidae. The transcript has a single exon. The record is from RefSeq and is a predicted model, not a curated record. The coding region runs from base 1 to 2550 and encodes 849 amino acids.
AUGGCGGCCCGGACCAAGAUUUAUGUUAUUGACUUUGUAUGCGGGUACAAGCGUGUUGAAGACACCAACUAUUUCCGAAUCAAAUGGGAAGGGUGGCCGAUGACCGCAGCAACCUGGGAGCCGCUUAAGCACAUUCUGGAUCCCUCGGCGGACAUAUUGCAGCAGAUGGCGAACUCGAAGCGAGCGUGGGAAGACAUGAUGGAGCGAGGACUCCAUACUGAUGAAGUUCUGUUGGAUCUCCCUGCGCGGCGAGGCCGGGAUUCGUUGUCCGGUUCGGAGGGUCCGGGUUCGGAACAGCUGGGUGCUGAGCGCCCCGUUUCUGACCACGAGCCGGAGUUGCACGCAUCUCGCGUCCCGGCAUGGCGACACGACCGGACCUGGGAAGGUCGAAGAGCUGCCUACGACUGCUCAAGCGUGGACGACGGAGUUGAGAUUCGGAUCCCCGUCACUAGAGACCUCUAUGACCAAGACUACCGCCAAGAAAUGCUUGACGGUAGUCGGGCGACGCCGACCGCUGUCGCUCAAGACCGUCUCAGACGACCCGAAGCAAGCCUGCGUGCGAGCGGCUACUCUGCCCUGCCAGUGUUCGAAAAGGCGGCGUUCGACGCGACCCCGGCGAACAAAAAGAGGAGGCUGUUGUACCUCUCUGACGCCGAGCAGUGCGACACUGCCGAAACGGAAAUGGAGACCGAGGCCGGUACGGACGUGGGAAGUCCCGGUGAUGAAGAUUGGUCGCCGCUCUCACACGCUAGUGGGACACCGAGAUGGGCCACCCCUCCCUCUGGCUUGAGUCCCAGACGUUUGGCCCAAACGGGACAAAACCUGCCCGCUCGACGUUCUGCAGUGCAAGGCCGAGGUCAAGUGCCACCAUCCCUGAGGGUGGCCGGCCAGGAGCGGCCGUGGCACGACGAUAUCUCUUGGCACUCCCGGUCAGACGUCGGACCCCGAUAUGCAGGCGCAGGUUCAUUACGCCCUGCAUCGACCCACAUGAGCGACUCGAUAGAGGCAAUGACGGAGCAAAUUGCGAAGCAGCUGGCGAAAAAUCAACUGCUCAAAUCGCGGCCGGGGACGCGUCUCGGUCACGAAGACGUUGCCCCCAACGCGUUCAAUGCCGCGCUCAUUCAACAACUGCUCCACAUCCGAAAUAGAGAACGCCAGUCGCGACCCUACGUCGACCCGCGGACCACCAUACGACCCCGCAUCUGCUUCUCACCUCCGGAGGCACCGCGGUUCGAAACCCGGGCUGCCCCCGAAGCUGCCCCCAAAGCUGCCCCGAAGCCUGCACCGAAGGCUGCCCCGGAAAGGGCCGCCCCGAAAAAAGCUGCACCGAAAACGGGCGGCAGGCGAGCGGCAAGUAAGAGCAAGGUCGGAACUGCCUCUAGCAGAACACGGCAAGCCACCUCUCUCCCGCCCGCCAUGGACGAGGCGUGGUCCACUGAGUCGAACCUCGACAGUUCGUAUCCCGACAACAAUUCGUACCUCGACGGUUCCUGGCAAAGGACUGACGCAGUCCGCGCCGAGACGAUCCGUCCUGACAAGGUCGUAGUGGACAUAGGAGACGACGAAGUGGUCGCAAACGGCGACAUGGCCGCCGAAGUGAUCGCAGUGGAGAGCGGCGGGACUCCAAGUGAGUCGCUGGAGCGCGUUGUGAUACGUCUAACGAGUAUCCCUGAGACGUCCCCGGGUGGUUUGGAAAAGUGUGUUAACAGACCCCAGGAUCCUGCGCCUCCGUUUCCGCCCGAGGAAGGCACGCCUCGGCCGGCCUCGUCGGGUUCUGGGGAUGCGGACGUAGCCUCGUCGGGUGCUGGGUGCGCUGACACGCUGAGUGAGGGUUUUGACAAGCAAAAGCGCCUCGCGGAAGGGUUCGAGAACACAGCGGACGUGAGCGACAGUAUCUCGGCUGCAACCGCGUGGGAAGAACGAGCCAGAGAGCCACCUCAGCAAGAGCCCCCUCAGCAAGAGAACGAGCACUCUGGGCUGUGCGCGUCACCGGACCAGAGGUCCGCCAAGGUUCGCGACCCGCUGGUGGAAGACAACCGGGGCCUCCACGAGGGCCCGAUUGGGCAGCAGCCGCUUGACCAAGAGCCCCCCACUGUUUCCGCUUGGAGCGAGUUGGUGGGUGACAACACGCUAUCCGAGUCAACACUGGACCCAAUUAGUUCGACUUUAUCCCCGGCCUUGGCAAAGGAGGCUAGUCCAUCUGUAGAGCUUCUCGGAGAGCGACAAGCCCCUUCCUUGGUUCACGACGAACCGCGGCAAGCCGCCUCCGAGACCAGUGCACUGGACUCUGAGGAAGAGCCCCGGAGGCAGUCGUCGUUGUCGCAGUUGGUGCAAAACUUGAUGGGCACACGCAAAGGCACACAGAGACACAGUCCGGAACCGAAAUGUGAAAUUGUGCAACUUAAGCUCUCAGAGCUGGGAGAGGUGAUGGCCAAGUAUCUCUUGGACGGAACCGUUUUCGUGGAGCCAUUGAAAAAAGUCCGUUACAAUUAUCCCCAAGCGGUCAUAGAUUACUAUAACGGAAAUGCGCUAUACAAUCUACCCAGCUGA